Molecule: messenger RNA, 3115 nt
Organism: Schistosoma margrebowiei
Lineage: Eukaryota; Metazoa; Platyhelminthes; Trematoda; Strigeidida; Schistosomatidae
Source: the annotation of a GenBank genome assembly
GGGCGUUUGGUUCGAUUGGAUGCGUUUCGAAAUAUCAUGUCGUAUUAAAUUAUUGUCAGAUACUUAUAUCACUGUAAAGGUAUCCAUCUACUUGUUAUUGUUACUGUUGGAAUGUCCUCUCAAACAGAUAGUGUAACUCCUUAUGAUCUCGAUAAAGUUUCCUCGAAUCCAACUAAGAACAACAAUAAAAUACUAACUAAUAAUAGUCCUAUACGAAAUACAAUAAAACAAAUGAAGUUUAACAUUUCAAAUUAUUUAUUCAUUCACCGAAAUAAAUCAAAUCAUAUUAGAUUAAAUGAUAAUAUGCAUAUAAAUGAUACUACUAAUAAAUCAUCAUCUAAAUUAUCUAAUCAAAAUGAUUCGGAAUUUCUUAAUACCGGAUUUACUUUAAUUGGUUAUACAUUUCUACUUCAAAUUAUUUUACAUAUCAUGACAUUUUUAUUAAAUAGUCUUUCUUAUCGUUAUUUAGAUACAGCUAGUUUAGGCUUAGUCAAUGUUCGACUUGGUUUAUUUUAUUCAACAUUGAUAUUUACUUCAAGAGAAGCAUUUCGUCGUGCAUGUCUUAGUCGUGGUGGUCAAGUAGUCAAUAGUAACGAUAUUAAUAAUAAUAAUAAUAAUAAUAAUAAUAAUAAUAAUAAUAGAAAAUCAACUGAAUCAUUAUCAAAUGCAAAUGUUACUACAAUAAUUGAUUCUACAAAUGAAGAUUUUGUGGAUGUUUCUCAGUUUAUUAAAUGUUGUAAGCAUAAAAUUAAUCAAGAUGGUCAUACUUCAAUUCAGUAUAGUUUACAAUAUAAAGAACAAUUGUAUGGAAUUUUAAAUCUUGCUUGGCUAGUACUUCCUAUUGGUUUCAUCAUUGUAAUACUAUUGAGUUUUGUGUGGAUUUACAUCUUACCAUCUCCAAGUAAUCUAAUUAAUGAAUCAAAUUCUGAAUUAAAUUUAACAUCGUCAAUUAUUGAACAACGUUACAUCCUCUGUAUCAUGAUAUACGCUUUAUCUGGUCUUUUUGAAUUAGCUACUGAACCAUUAUGGCUUAUUUGUCAAUUAUCUCAUGAAGUUCGUGCAAGAAUUUUCAUUGAAGCUUUUGCUAAUACUGCUCGUUCAAUUGGAAUACUAUUUGCAAUAUUUACUGUACCAUCCCAGUAUGCCAUUUAUUCACUUAGUAUACCUCAACUUCUUCAUGGUUCAACAUUGUUCAUAAGUUACUUAUUGUAUUUUCAAUAUGGUAUACCACGUUCAACAUCAAAUAACGAAUUGAAACUUAAAGGAAUCAUAGGAAUCGCUUCGUUAAAAGAUAUUUUACCAAGUUAUUUUCGGUAUUCUAUCGAUCGACAGGGCCUACAACUUGUAAAGAACUUUUUUGGUCAGUGUAUACUGAAACAACUUUUAACAGAAGGUGAAAGAUAUCUAAUCAGUGCGUUCCAUUUGAUAAGUUUCACUGAUCAGGGUAUAUAUGAUCUCGUCAAUAAUUUGGGCUCUUUAGCGGCUCGUCUACUUUUCUUACCAUUGGAAGAAAGUUGUCAUUUUAUGUUUAGUCAAUGUAUUCAAAGAGAAGUCUCUCCAAAUAAACAAGACAAAAAAUUACUUAUGGAUGCAUUUCGUAUGCUUAAAACAGCUUUACGUAUUUCAAGUCUUAUAGCUUGGAUUGGUAUGACUUUUGCUCAAGCUAAUUCUCGUUUAUUAUUAAUGAUUUACGCUGGGCAUAGAUUAGCUGAUAAUUAUGUAGCGGUCAAUUUAUUACAAUUAUAUUCUGCUUAUGUUUUGUUACUUGCAUGGAAUGGUUCGACUGAAGCACUGUUGAAUUCCGCAAUGUCAACAGAUGAAGUUUUACGUCACAAUCAACGUUUAAUAAUAUUUUCUAUAAUAUUUCUCAGCGCAAAUUGGUUUCUUGUCCCAAUAUUCAAUGUAUACGGGUUUGUACUGGCCAAUUGUAUUAAUAUGAUUACUCGUAUUUUAUAUAGUGUUUAUUAUAUUAACAAAUUUUUGGCAAAAAUUGAUGAACCAACGAAUAUUGAAAAACAAAACAACUUGGAUGAUGAUAAUGAUAGCAGCUGCAGUAGUAGUGAUAAAUCAUCGACUUUCGUUGUGUUAUCAAAUUGUGAAAUGGAAAAAUUCUCAAAUAUUUCAUUAUUAUCAUUAAUGUUUCCAUCAUAUAGUGAAAUGUGCAUUCUGUCCAUUUCAAUUGUAUGUACUUUAAUUUCACAAUACUUUUUCUGUUGUUCGUUUGGCAUUCUAUGGAUGAUAUUACAUGGUACAAUUACAUUUGGAUUCUUAUUCAUUACAUUAAUAAUAAUUUAUUAUGAAGAAGUUGAUAUUUUACAACUUAUUGAAAAUCGUUUACCAUCUUUAUUACAAUAUAAAAAAUCACAAUAAAUUCCAGUUAUUAAUUAUACUCUUUCAUUUGUAAUGUUCUUUAUUUCAAUUAAAUGCUUCUAUAGUCUUUCACAGUUUCUAUUUCUUUAUUGAGUUCAUUCAAUAUCUUGUUGAAUAAUUAAUAAGAAAAUUACUUAUGGUGUUGUAAUAAUUAUUUUAAAAUGUGUUUAAAUUAUACUUUUCUUUGAUGGAAUUUUGUUUUCUUUAGCUGGAUGGUUUCGUCUAGGAGCAUUCAUUGUUAUUCUGAACGAUAUCAUUAUCUAUCUGAAGUAUGUGCUGAUGAUGUUGUUCAAAAGAACGAUUAAAGUUCCACGAUUAAAACAUCCACCUCGAAAAAUAAAACUUCAUCAAAAUCAUCCAUCUGAGCUACAAAUCUCCACUAUUUUUUGUGCUUGAACUGUGUAUAAAUAUAAUUUAAUGAAAUUUCAUAUCAUUCCAUAAAAACUUUUAUUUUUCUUGUGAAACUAUGCAUGGAUCGAUAAUGACGCAUAAACCUCCCUUAAAUUGAUUAACAUUCAUAACUCUCAUAAGCUUUAAAGUUGAAUUGUUAUGCUCAACUUUAGCGACUGUUAAACUGGCCUUGAAAACGUUUAACUAAUCAGGAUUGAGCAAAUGUGGAUUAAUGAAACACUGUACGAAACACAAUUAUUUACGAGGGUAUCAUUGAGUGCGAGUGUGCUAUAAUGACGGCCUUAAGAGAUGUUAGAUAAUCUUGAGCCUGAUCAGAUAGCCAAUCAGGAUGCAG